AUGUCCAUGACCGAAGAUGCUGUUGUGUUACCGAAGCCUAGGACCGACCAAAGAUACGUCACGAUAUCUGCGCUUCAAGCUGGCCACCUGACUCUGCCAGAGAAGCUCUUCGUGACAGAAGCAGACCCAGAGAAACGUGCAACAGUCCCAUCGCUAUCAUUCCUGAUCCAACAUCCAUCCAACACAAUCUCCUCCACGACAUCCACGCUGGUAUUCGAUCUGGGCCUCAAACGUGACUUGUCCGGCUACAGAAAAGCACAACAACAGCACAUUGCCCAACGUCAACCAACAACCGUAAGCCCAGAUGCCGCCGAAAGCUUGAGAAAAGGUGGCCUAGACCCAGAAGACAUAGACACGGUCAUGCUAAGCCACGUACACUGGGACCACGUCGGCACACCCUCCGACUUCCCCAACUCCGAAUUCGUCGUAGGAAGCGGAACUAUGCAUCUGCUCGCGCAUGGCGGCGGCCCCUUAUACCCAGCCGAGAUAUUCAACCCCGACGAAUUACCAAAUGCUUCGACGCGCGAACUCCCACCCGCCAGGGACGAAGACGCAUGGAAAGCGUUCCACCGCCAAACAACGCAUACCUGGAAACCUCUCGCAGGGUUUCCGGCAGCGAUUGAUUUCUUCGACGACGGCUCGCUGAUAUUGAGUGGUGAGAAGGGCAUUGCCUUGUAUGACGAUGGGAGAGGCGGGUUGAGGAGUGUACAUGCUGAUACGGACGAGGCGGCGCGGACGGUCGAACGGGCGGCUCGGUUGCUCAAGAAGGGGGUUGUACGAGAGGAAGGUGGUGGAGAGGUGGAUGUGGAGGUUGUAGUUGCGCAUGAUCGAGGGUGGGCGGAAGGGAAUGCGGAGAGGUUUUGGCCGGGACGUUUGUAG
Molecule: messenger RNA, 879 nt
Organism: Parastagonospora nodorum SN15
Lineage: Eukaryota; Fungi; Ascomycota; Dothideomycetes; Pleosporales; Phaeosphaeriaceae
Exons: 2
Coding region: 1-879 (292 amino acids)
Source: RefSeq, a predicted model, not a curated record